Arabidopsis lyrata subsp. lyrata is the source of this 324-nucleotide messenger RNA. Its product is annotated as putative defensin-like protein 55. The transcript is spliced from 2 exons. Bases 1 to 261 code for a protein of 86 amino acids. The record is from RefSeq and is a predicted model, not a curated record. Lineage: Eukaryota; Viridiplantae; Streptophyta; Magnoliopsida; Brassicales; Brassicaceae.
AUGAAUAUCACAAAAGCUUAUGUGAUUUUUUUCCUUGUAGUGAUAUUAACAAACUCAUUGUCCAACUCCGGCGUUUUGGCUUCAUCGGUGAUGGAGACAUCAAAAAAUGAUGUAUGCUCUACACCAUGUACAAUAAGGUAUGGAACGUUUGAAUGCUUUCAUGACUGUAUCCUCGAGCAUUACAGAGAUGGAAAUUGUAUUAAUGGAAGAUGUUGUUGCAAAAAUGAUAGAAAUCGAUCGAUCACCAAUUUGAAGGACUGAAUUAUGUUUUUCUAGCAUGAGAUUUAUGUAUGCUCUUCAAUGAAAUAAAACUAUAUUAUCGUU